CGCGGAAACACACUCAUAACAUUAAACGGCUUAUCGAUUGAAACGUAAUGUAUGCUUCCAGCAAACACGCCUCGUAAACUAUGGCAAGGAAAUUAACGGUGAGCAGUACGUGUGUGAUGUUUGCCGAAUCUCGACGCCAGUGCGCACUGGGUCGUAGUACGCGAAAAUGUUUAACGCAAUAGAGAAUUAUAACCAAACUGAAUUAAAAAUAUGGAUGGAUUUUAUUGAGAGGGUGAUAACUGAAGAGUCGGAGGUGGCCCGCGCUCUACUGAUUAUUUCGAUGUACUUUAUAUUCUUCGCCAGUAUCAUUGGGAACGGAAUAACCUGCCUCGUUAUUUACUAUGACAGAAGCAUGCACACAGCUACAAACUUUUAUCUGUUCAACUUGGCAAUAUCAGAUUUUAUAGUCUCCUUCGCAAUAUUCUUAGAAGUGAACGAACUGACACUUCCUUCAACAAAGCCUCCCCAUUUUAAUUUAGGAAGGAUGGCGUGCAAAACUCAUUUUAUAGUGGUAGCAGCUCUUUGGAAUAAUAGUAUAUUAAUUCUAACAGCGCUAGCUAUAGAAAGGUACGUAGCGAUCUGCUACCCUUUGCUUUUAAAGACGAAGUCAGUGUGGCGGAGAGUGACGAAGAUAAUCGUGGUGAUAUGGAUCAUAGCGAUCAUGGAGACCAUACCGGAGUUGUGGACAUCAGAUCUGUUAACUACGUCGAAGUACUCACUGUGUACCAUGGUACCGACGCCAUACGCGAAAACAACAAAUGGUGUGAUGGCAGUGCUCACGUUUAUUUUACCGUUGAGUAUCAUGACUUUUGUGUACUCGAUGAUCGCGUGGGAGCUGCGAACCUCGCAGAAGUGUCGGCCACACGAUAAUGUUUUCAAUCAACGCAACAACAGAAGGAAAGUUAAUAAGCUUAUUGCUUUAACGCUGGGAUUUUUGAUCUCCUGGCUGCCCUUCUUCUCUUUAAGAAUGUCGUUGUUCAUCUACGACAUCACGCAUAUUGUCAACAUGGAGAAGUGGUGGCGUAUUGGCUUUAAUCUCACCUUAUUCAACAGCUGGUUCAGCACGGUACUGAACCCACUGCUAUUCAGUCUCAUGUCGACGAAGUUUAGAAGAUCAUUGCGAUUAUUUUGGAAGAAAAAAAUCAAGAGAGAAUCGGAAGUAAUUCGACCGUGCAACAGAUCUGCGAAACUAUGUGCUACAAGCGAUGAUAUAUAAUAUUAUAAUAGAGAUAUAAUUUAUUUACGAUA
Manduca sexta (tobacco hornworm) is the source of this 1248-nucleotide messenger RNA. RefSeq names its product neuromedin-U receptor 1. The coding region runs from base 167 to 1216 and encodes 349 amino acids. NCBI's taxonomy places the organism in Eukaryota, Metazoa, Arthropoda, Insecta, Lepidoptera, Sphingidae. Gene Ontology annotation, cellular component: membrane. The transcript is spliced from 4 exons. Gene Ontology annotation, biological process: G protein-coupled receptor signaling pathway. The record is from RefSeq and is a predicted model, not a curated record. Gene Ontology annotation, molecular function: G protein-coupled receptor activity.